Penicillium diatomitis is the source of this 5406-nucleotide messenger RNA. RefSeq names its product putative rRNA biogenesis protein RRP5. NCBI's taxonomy places the organism in Eukaryota, Fungi, Ascomycota, Eurotiomycetes, Eurotiales, Aspergillaceae. Gene Ontology annotation, molecular function: protein binding; RNA binding. The record is from RefSeq and is a predicted model, not a curated record. The coding region runs from base 1 to 5406 and encodes 1801 amino acids. The transcript is spliced from 3 exons. Gene Ontology annotation, cellular component: small-subunit processome; nucleolus. Gene Ontology annotation, biological process: rRNA processing.
AUGGCACCGAUCAAGCGGAAGGGGAAUGCCCCUGAAGAGACAAAUACUCGGCAACCGCAGAAGCGCGCCAAAGUUGGAGCAGAGGAUCGCAAAGCAGAGUCCAAGCCAAGAGAUACGGCUCCCCAAGCUUCGGAGCUCUCUGUCCUGCGCGACGAUGAGCCGUCUUUCCCUCGUGGCGGGGGCAGCGUUUUGACUCCAUUGGAACGAAAACAAAUUCAGAUCCAAGCCAACAAGGAUGUGCUGUUUGAACAAAAGGGCGUGAAAAAGCCCACCCGUGAAUUUGUCAAUGAAAAUGACGAUGAUGAAGACGAAGACGUCGAAAUGGAGGAUGCGGACGCAAAUGCGAGUGCUAAGAAAUCUCGAAAGAAGAAAUCUAAAGCCAAAAAGUCUGCAAGCAAGGAUUCCUCCGAGAAGGAAGGUGUGCGAAUUGAAGGUCUCAGCUACAAGCGCAUUGUACCGGGAUCUAUGAUUCUUGGACAGGUCUCUGCAAUCACCGCUCACGACAUCGCCAUCUCAUUGCCCAACAACCUUGUUGGCUACGUACCUCUCACAUCAGUCUCAAAAGUUCUGGACGACAAGAUCGAAAAGAUGCUGAACGACGACAAUGACGACGAUGAGAGCUCCGAUGAAGAGAUUUUCGACCUCAAGGAGCACUUCUAUAUUGGCCAGUAUCUUCGGGCAUAUGUCACUUCGACAGGCACCGAGGCCACUGAGGCAGGAAGCCGCAGCAAGAAACGUCUCGAGCUGUCCAUUGAUCCGCGGCAGGCCAACUCGGGACUCUCGAAAACAGACCUUGUGGUGGAGACGGCCGUGCAGGCUGCGGUCGUGAGUGUCGAAGAUCACGGUGUGGUUAUGGAUCUCGGUAUCGAGGGCAGUGACUUAAAGGGUUUCAUGUCUUCCAAGGAAGUCGAUCCUCGUGUGGAGUACUCAAGUCUCAAGGAGGGCUCGGUCUUUCUCUGCAUGGUCACCGGCCACAAUGCCAGCGGAAACGUCAUCAAACUUUCCGCCAAAUUUCAAUCGUCCGCUUCGAUCAAAAAUUCACACUUCCUCAGCGCCGCGCCAACCAUCAACUCCUUCCUUCCUGGUGUUGCCGCUGAGAUUCUAUUGACCGAGGUCACCCCCGAUGGAAUGGCCGGAAAGAUCAUGGGCAUGCUUGACACAGUCGUCGAUUUGGUGCAAUCUGGUGCAGAUGACGGUAAGCUGGACAUUGAGCGCAAGUGGAAAAUGGGAGCCAAGAUCAAGGGCCGCAUCAUUUCGACCUUCCCCAGCUCAGAGCCGUUCAAACUCGGCUUUUCUCUGCUUGACCAUGUUAUGAAAAUGUCCUCCGAUUCUCGCGGUCCGGGCUCAUCUGACGAGGCACCUGCGGUAUCUGCUAUCGUCCCCGAGGUCACGAUUGUGAAGAUGGACCCCAGUGGUAUGGGUUUGUACGCUCGAAUUGGGGACUCAAAGCAUAUUGGAUUCGUGCACAUUUCUAGACUCUCGGAUGGCAAGAUUGAGUCUCUUUCGCCUGAAACAGGUGCUUACAGGGUUGGAUCCACACACGAAGCCCGCAUUGUAGGAUACAACAUGAUCGACAAUCUUUACCUUUUGUCCUUUGAGAAGUCCGUCAUUGAGCAGCCUUUCCUGCGCAUUGAGGACGUCAAUGUUGGAGCUAUCGUCAAGGCGAAGGUAGAGAAGCUUCUGGUUGGCGCCACGGGAAUGGAUGGUAUUAUAGUCAGCCUCGCUGAUGGUAUUUCCGGACUUGUGCCUUCGAUGCACUUUGCCGACACUCAACUCCAGUUUCCAGAGAAGAAGUUCCGUGUGGGCCAGAAGAUUUCGGCUCGUAUCCUCUCCGUCAACCUUGACAAGCGCCAGAUUCGCCUGACCCUGAAGAAGAGUCUUUUGAACAGUGAAUCUGCCAUUUGGAAGGAUUACAAGGAUAUCAUGGCUGGCGCUCAGUCUCCGGGAACUAUUGUCAACCUGCAGCCUCACGGUGCCGUCAUUCAAUUCUAUGGCACUGUGCGUGGUUUCCUGCCAGUUUCAGAGAUGAGCUCGGCUUUCAUUAAGGAUCCGACUGAGCAUUUCCGAUUGGGUCAGGUUGUGAACGUUCAUGCGCUGAGUGUAGAUGCUGCUCAAGGCCGACUUGCCGUUUCGUGCAAGGACCCCUCUACGUUCAGUGAGAAAUACGGCCAAGCGUUCGAGGAUAUCAAACCUGGUCUGCUCGUCUCUGGCACAGUUUUUGAGGAGUCUGGCGACGAUCUGCUUCUCAAGCUCGAGGACACAGAUCUGGUUGCCCGUCUUGAUGUACAGCACAUCGUUGACGGCUCGCCAUCCAAACAAACCUCAACUCUGUCAAAAAUUCGUGUUGGCCAAAAGCUCAAUGAUCUCUUGGUUCUUGACACACAGCGAGCUCAUCGUUUGAUCCGGGUCUCUAGCAGGGCCAGCUUAAAGAAGUCUGCGAAGCAGGGAAACAUGCCUAGCACUUUCCUGGAUGUGAAGGAGAAUUCCAGCGUGACUGGAUUUGUUCGCAAUAUUGCGCCAGCGGGUCUUUUCGUUGAAUUCCUGGGUGGUCUGACCGGUCUGGUUCCCAAGCGACUCAUUGAGGAGGCAAACCUUGCGAAGCCUCAGUUUGGGCUGUCCAAGGGGUCAACAAUUACUGUGCGUGUUCACGAAGUCGACGCUGACUUCCAGCGCUUCAUUCUCUCCCAGAAGGCUGCAGAUGCCUCAAGCGCUCCUUCGAAGAAGAUCAAGGAGCCUGUGCAGACAGAUGAUGUUCUUGCCAACUCCGUUGACUCAGAGAUCAAGACGAUGUCCGAUAUCUCCUAUGGUCGGAUUGUUAAAUGCAAGGUUGUAUCUGUGAAGGCUACGCAAAUCAACGUGCAGUUGGCGGACAAUAUCCAAGGCCGUAUCGAUGUGUCGGAGAUUUUCGACAAGUGGGAGGAAAUCAAGGACCGAAAGCAGCCUUUGCGAUUCUUCAAGGCGAAGCAGCUCCUCUCCGCUCGCGUGCUGGGUGUCCAUGAUGCUCGCAACCACAAGUUCCUCCCCAUCUCCCAUCGCAGCGGCAAAUAUCCGGUCUUUGAGCUGUCUCUCAAGCCCAGCUUCAUGAAUGCUGCUCAUCCCGAACCUCUGAAUAUGGAACAAAUCAAGGCGGGCUCGUCAUGGAUGGGCUUCGUGAACAAUAUUGCUGACGACUGCCUUUGGAUCAACUUGUCCCCUAAUGUGCGUGGCAGAUUGCGCUUCAUGGACGCUUCUGACGAUCUGUCACUUCUGACCGAUGUGGAAAAGAAUUUCCCUAUCGGCUCAGCUCUGAAAGUGCAGGUCACCGCGGUCAAUGCUGGAAAGGGUCACUUGGACCUUUCUGCGAAGCAUGGCUUCGAUAAGCUUUCAUUUGGAGACGUCUCCCCAGGCAUGAUCUUGGCCGGUCGUGUGACCAAGAUUACCGAUAAGCAGAUCAUCAUGCAGCUCGGCGAAGCUCUCGUUGGCGCAGUCAAUCUUAUUGACAUGGCUGAUGAUUACUCCAAGGCCGAUCCGAGCGUCUACCACAAGAAUGAGGUGCUGCGCGCUUGUGUCGUUGCUGUCGAGAAGGCUAGAAAGAAGAUCUCUCUGUCUCUUCGUCCCUCAAAGAUUUUGAGCUCUUCAUUGCCAGUACAAGAUCGCGAGACCUCAUCUAUCAGUGACAUCAAGGUCAACGAUGUGGUUCGCGGAUUCGUGAAGCGUAUCACUGAUGCUGGUCUGUUCGUCACUGUUGGCCAUGACGUUACUGCCUACGUGCGAGUGUCGGAACUAUCAGACUCUUAUCUCAAGGAAUGGAAAGAUUCCUUCCAGACCGAUCAGCUUGUCAAGGGCCGUGUCACACUCGUCGAUGUAGAGCAGAACAAGUUGCAAAUGAGCUUGAAGGACUCGGUGCUUGACCCUGAUUUCAAGGCUCCUCUGACGAUCCGCGAUCUUAGGGUUGGUCAAAUCGUUACCGGCAAAAUCCGCAAGGUUGAAGAAUUCGGCGCCUUCAUUGUCAUCGAUCGCUCGGCCAACGUGAGCGGUCUCUGCCAUCGCAGCGAGAUGGCUGACAAGCGUGUCGAGGAUGCCCGCACUCUGUAUGACGAAGGAGAUGCUGUCAAGGCCAAGAUUGUCAAAAUUGACACCGAAUCUGGCAAAAUCUCUUUCUCGCUCAAGGCUUCUCACUUCCGGGGCGAGGCGGACGAGAGCAGUGAUGACGAGGACGCAGAGGAUGAGGCUGGCGGCGUUGAGCUCGAAGGCAACGACAGUGACGAUGAGGAUGAUGACCUCUCCAUGGGCGGUGUUGAAGUCGAGAACGACAGUGAUGAGGAUGAGAACGAUAGUGACGAAGACAGUGAUGAGGAAGAGCCUGCGAACGGUCCUACCAAGGAAGGCGGACUUGGCGCAAGUGGUUUCGACUGGAGCGGCAACGUUCAGGGUGAGGACGUGACCAUGGCCGAUUCUGACAGCGAUGAAGAUGAGGAGCAACAGAAGAAGAAAAGGAAGAAGAGCAAGCCGGAGAUUCAGGUUGACCGUACCGGCGAUCUGGAUGCGAAUGGUCCUCAAACCGUUGCAGACUACGAGCGACUUCUUCUUGGUGAGCCGGACUCGUCGCUGCUCUGGUUACAGUACAUGGCCUUCCAGCUCGAGCUGGGUGAGGUUGAAAAGGCCCGGACUAUUGCCGAGCGUGCCUUGCGUACGAUCACCAUGGGUCAGGAUUCCGAGAAGCUCAACAUUUGGGUUGCACUUCUUAACCUCGAAAACACCUACGGUAACGACGACAGCCUCGAAGAAGUGUUCAAGCGCGCUUGCCAGUACAAUGAGCCACAAGAAAUGUAUGACCGCAUGAUCAGCAUCUACAUUCAAUCCGGCAAGAACGAGAAAGCGGAUGAUCUCUUCCGAAAUGCCAUGAAGAAGAAGAUUGGCACUCAAUCCCCCAAGUUCUUCUUGAACUACGCCAGCUUCCUUUUCGAUUCGUUGGCCGCUCCAGAGCGUGCUCGCGGUCUACUACCGCGUGCUCUUCAGUCACUGCCAGCACACACUCACGUUGAGACGACAUCCAAGUUCGCUCAGCUGGAGUUCCGGUCCGCCAAUGGCGACGUUGAGCGUGGUCGUACUGUCUUCGAAGGCCUGCUCUCCUCAUUCCCCAAGCGUAUCGACUUGUGGAACAUCCUGAUCGAUCUUGAGAUCAAGGCCGGUGAUGCUGAGCAGGUGCGCCGCCUGUUCGAGCGCGUCCUUGGACUUCAGCACAAGAAGGGAUCUGUUACCAUUGAUCCCAGCAAGAAGGUCAAACCCAAACAGGCGCGAUUCCUCUUCAAGAAGUGGCUUGCCUUUGAGGAGAAGUUGGUCGCUGAGGGUGGAGACGAGAAGAUGGUUGAAGAGACCAAGGCUCGGGCCGCGGCCUAUGUGAAGUCUCUGCAGGAGGCUGAGUAG